AUGACUGCUGACGAAAGAACCCUUAAGAAAACCAAGAUUGAAACUGAUGCUCAAGACUUGAAAGUGCUUUUGCGUUCAGAAAAAGCUACUUUACCAACCAAAGGUUCAGCAUUAGCUGCUGGGUAUGAUUUAUAUUCAUCAGAGGAAGCUGUUAUUCCAGCUCAAGGCCAAGGUCUUGUUGCCACUGAUAUCAGUAUCAUUGUCCCAGUUGGUACUUAUGGGAGAGUUGCCCCAAGAUCAGGAUUAGCCGUUAAACACGGUAUUUCAACUGGUGCUGGUGUUAUCGAUGCUGAUUAUAGAGGUGAAGUUAAAGUUGUUUUAUUUAACCAUAGCAAAAAAGAUUUUGAAAUUAAAAAGGGUGACAGAAUUGCCCAAUUGGUCUUAGAAAGAAUCAUCAAUGCGGAUAUCAAAGAAAUCAGUGCUGAAGAGUUAACUAAUACCGAAAGAGGAGCCGGUGGGUUUGGUUCAACUGGUACUAACUAA
Messenger RNA from Hyphopichia burtonii NRRL Y-1933, 483 nucleotides. RefSeq names its product bifunctional dITP/dUTP diphosphatase (gene DUT1). The transcript has a single exon. Gene Ontology annotation, biological process: dUTP catabolic process; dUMP biosynthetic process. Bases 1 to 483 code for a protein of 160 amino acids. NCBI's taxonomy places the organism in Eukaryota, Fungi, Ascomycota, Pichiomycetes, Serinales, Debaryomycetaceae. Gene Ontology annotation, molecular function: magnesium ion binding; dUTP diphosphatase activity. The record is from RefSeq and is a predicted model, not a curated record.